CACUCAUCCUCGCCUGGAAUGCCGUCUUUCGCCAUUGAAGUGCCUGGCGAGGCGGCACCGCUGUUCGAAGGCGUUCUCUUCAACACAUUGCGAUCAGCCGCGUCAUCAGAUCCCACCCAAAUUCAGACUGGAACAAAACAGCUCGCGCGAUGGGAGAAGGAGGCGGGUUUCUACAGGCAUCUCCAAAGCGCGUAUCUGACUCCGCAACUACCAGUCGAGGUCCGAUACUUGGCCAUAAUUCAACUCAAAAAUGGAAUCGACAAGUACUGGCGAAGAACAGCCACGAACGCAGUUUCUAAAGAGGACAAAGAAGCCAUCCGCUCCAGACUGCCCGAGUCCGUUCUCACGCAGCAAGAUAAUCGCCUCGCACUGCAAGCUGCGUUAGUGGUGGCCAAGAUCGCCAGGUAUGAGUAUCCCGCGGACUGGCCAGACGCAGUAUCCAUCUUCGUCUCGGCGAUCCGCCAAGCAGAUGCAUCUCCGAUACAACUCGCACGAUCACUGCUCACACUGCUUCACAUUGUCAAGGAGUUGUCCACUGGAAGGUUGCAGCGCACCAGACAGUAUCUGCAAGCAGCUACGCCAGAGAUUGUGUCAGUUGUGGGUAAUGUCUACGCUCGCUUGGUGCAGUCAUGGCAGAGCGCGAUGAACCUAGACGAGAUGCAGCAAAGUCUGCUCGCCAUCAAACUGUUGCGCCGACUGCUUGUGUCAGGAUAUGAGCAUCCAAAUCGAGACUCGGAUGUUGUCGCGUUCUGGAACUUGUCGCUUGAACAGCUUGGCACUUUCCUGCCCAUCAUUACUGCAGCCAAUCCUCAGAUUUCAGGAGACGCUCUGCGCUUGGUAGGUCGUCACGCUGUUCAGCUUGCUAAAUUGCAUCAUGAGAUGGCCAAGAGUCAACCAGCGGCUUUCAUCUUGUUACCCAACUCGUUGCAGCUGACACAGCACUACUGGGGCUUGAUCAAAGAACUCGGCAACGUCUUCGGCUCUAAGGAGGCCGUUGCUUCUGCUCUGUCUUCUAAGAUCGGCUCCGACGGCGACGCCGCGGAUGACAAGCCGUUCAUGGAGAAGAUUGCCCUGAAAGGUCUGCUCAUCAUCCGCGCAUGUGCCAAAAUGGUGCACAGCCCCGCGUUGACGUUCAAGUAUCGCACACCAGAGGACAAAGAGGAGAAGAAUAGGGCGACCGAUGUCAUCAAGGAGACGCUUCUCACACAGGACUUUGUGCGAGAGGCAAUGGAAAUUAUGGUCACCAAAUUCUUCGUCUUCAGAGAGAGUGACCUUCGCGAAUGGCUGGAAGAGCCCGAGGAGUGGGAGAAGCGUGAAGAAGGGGAUGGCGAAGACUGGGAGUUUUCAGUACGAUCUUGCUCUGAAAAGCUGUUCCUGGAUCUCGCCAUCAACUACAAGGAAAUAAUCGUCGCACCUCUCCUAAAUGUGUUCUACUCAGUGGCCAAUCCUGAGAACGAUAACGUCUUGUUCAAGGACUCCGUGUACACCGCAAUCGGGUUGGCAGCAUCCGUCGUGCACCAGGAGCUGGACUUUGAUGCUUUUAUCAGAGACGUGCUUGUUCAGGAAGUGCAGAAGCAAGCUCCUGGCUACAACAUACUCCGACGAAGAGCAGCCAUCCUGCUUGGACAAUGGAUCUCAGUCAAGGUGUCCGAUGCGAGCCGACCGCUCGUGUAUCAGAUUUUCCAACAUCUACUGAAUCACGGAGACGAACUAAAUGACGAAGUCGUGCGAGUGACUGCUGGCAGACAAUUCGCCAACAUUGCCAAUGACUGGGAGUUCAAAGCAGAGGCAUUCUUGCCAUACGCUCAAACAAUAUUGACACAGCUCAUGACUCUCAUCGGAGAAGUGGAGCUGACAGAGACCAAGAUGGCACUCCUCAAUACGAUUAGUGUCGUUGUUGAAAGAUUGGACAUCCACGUCGUUCCAUACGCCGAUCGCAUCGUGACCUUGUUGCCGCCACUAUGGGAUCAAUCUGGAGAGGAGCACCUGAUGAAACAAUCCAUUCUGACGAUCUUGGCCCGUCUAGUCAACGCAAUGAGAGCAGAAUCACUGCCUCUGCACGCAAUGGUCGUUCCAAUCAUCAGAGGUGCAGUAGAACCUGGAUCGGAGACGCAAGUCUAUCUUCUUGAAGAUGCCCUCGAGCUGUGGCACGCCGUCCUAACCCAAACACCCGACGGAUCUGCUUCUCCCGAGUUGCUCGAUCUCGUACAGUACCUCUACCAGAUCUUCGAGCUUGGGUCCGAGAAUCUCCGGAAGGCAUUGGAGAUCGCCGAAUCCUACGUGCUUGCAGCACCACAGCACAUGCUUUCAGAUCCUGUCCGCUCAGAUAUGUUCCGUGCGCUUGCGGCCCUACUUGGUGGUCUCAAAGCUGACGCAAACGGGAGAGUGUGCAAUGUGAUCGAGACCAGCCUACGGCUCGUCCAAAGACAGGAUGUAGCAUCAUCACUACCUCUUGGCCAGUUCACCAACGCUUCGUACCUUGUCACCUAUACAUUGGCAUCCGCCACCGAUCCCGAGAACGGCAACUUCGGCUUCUUCUCCAAACUUCUUCAAGGCCUUCAUGGAAGCUGGACCGCGCACUGUAGCACCGGACCCAAUGCUCAAGAGGCUCCCGUAGACGGGAUCGUCGAAACCGACUACUUCGCCAUCUUCGCCCGAGCCAUUCUCGGCUCUCUCGAAGGCUUCGUACCGACCCUCCAAGCCGUCGCAUCAGGCACACUUAAUCAACCUGACCUGUCCGCAACACUUAAAUGGCUUCUCGAAGAAUGGACCUCACAUUUCGAAAACAUCGGUGACCCAUCACGAAAGAAGCUGAUGUGUUUGGCACUCACCAAACUGCUCGAAACAAAUCUGCCCGUCGUGCUCGAGAACUUACAAUCGCUCAUGACAAUUUGGACGAGUAUGCUUCUUGAAUUGAGAGAAGACGAAGCAGAUAUUGGCAGUGAUACUCUCGUUUGGAAAGACAAUGCCGCAAAUGAAGAGUACGGCCCCGAAACGCCAGAAGAUGCGAGAAGAAGGGUCUUGACGACGGGAGAUGAGGUGCAUACAGUCAAUUUGCCGCAAUUCAUCCGGCAUUACUUGCAAAAAGCGAUUGAGGCAUGUGGAGGACAUGCACAGUUCCAAGAAUUGUGGUUGGUGAACGUUGACAAAGAGGUUGUGAAGGCCUUUGGUGAGUUAGGCAUUAUGUAGAGAUUCAUGCACUGAUGAUAGAAAUCAUGACCAUGGAGCACGGGAUGUGUAGCCAAUGCGAUCGACCAUUCUCGAUUGGAAGAAGAAGUGCAAGAUAUGACAGCAGGUACAUUUUUCCAGGCACUAUGAGCGGGACGGUGGUCGGCAUUGACGAGAGGACCAGAAGGAGAGUGAAAGGGCUAGCCCGAAGGGUCAGCGACAUGCUAGAUAAGCCGGCGACGAUGAAUGGACAUGCCGACUGGUUCACGAAAUAUGCAACCAAUACAUCAUCAAGCACGAGCUACUCGGACUGCAUGUUGCAGCACCAAUGACCAGAGACGAC
Cercospora beticola is the source of this 3511-nucleotide messenger RNA. It is a transcript of the gene KAP120, whose product is annotated as karyopherin KAP120. Gene Ontology annotation, molecular function: small GTPase binding. The record is from RefSeq and is a predicted model, not a curated record. Gene Ontology annotation, biological process: protein import into nucleus. Lineage: Eukaryota; Fungi; Ascomycota; Dothideomycetes; Mycosphaerellales; Mycosphaerellaceae. Gene Ontology annotation, cellular component: cytosol; nuclear envelope.